Molecule: messenger RNA, 2748 nt
Organism: Fundulus heteroclitus (mummichog)
Lineage: Eukaryota; Metazoa; Chordata; Actinopteri; Cyprinodontiformes; Fundulidae
Gene: asb5a
Product: ankyrin repeat and SOCS box containing 5a
Exons: 8
Coding region: 171-1169 (332 amino acids)
Biological process (GO): intracellular signal transduction; positive regulation of protein catabolic process; protein ubiquitination
Molecular function (GO): protein binding
Source: RefSeq, a predicted model, not a curated record
AGCAGCAGCAGCAGCUGCCGGGCAUUUUUUUUUCCAGGCUGCACUUGUUCAGGACCGGCCGGCCAGAGAGAACAGUGGAAGAAAAAUAGGCUGCUCUAUAGUGCCUUACAGAGUGGCUUCUGGUCCUGCCUUGAUCAUAACCAAAGCUCUUUCGUAGCGCGCCAGAGGAAAUGUCAGACCCGGCGGUGGAGCUCACCAACAAGCCCUUCACAGUCCAGUUGUCCAAUGUUUAUCUGAGCAUUUUGGCGCUGUUCUGCUUUAAGCUUUUUGUUAAGAUUUCCCUCAACUUGCUGACAUACUUCUAUAUAAUCCGUGGAAACCGUAAAGAAGCUGCACGGAUAUCAGCAGAGUUCUACGACUACGGUCGACAACACAGAUCCUGGGCCGACCGCUCACCCCUCCAUGACGCUGCCAGUCAGGGCCGCCUCCUCGCCCUGAGGACCCUCAUUUUACAGGGUCACAAUGUGAAUGUUCUGACUAUAGACCAUGUGACACCCCUUCAUGAAGCCUGUCUCGCAGACCAUGUUGCGUGUGCCAGGGCGCUCAUUGAUGCGGGAGCGAAUGUCAAUGCAUCUACAAUUGAUGGAGUCACCCCUCUGUUCAACGCCUGUACAGUGGGCAGUGUGGCUUGUGCUGAAAUCCUUUUGGAAAAUGGAGCAAAACCCCAGAGCCUUGUAUAUCAACCUUCCCCGAUACAUGAAGCCACCAGCAAAGGUCAUUAUGGUUGUGUUGAGGCCCUGGUGACUUGGGGCGCCGAUGUGGACAUGGACAUUCCUCACCUGGGCACAGCGCUCUACACGGCCUGCGUCUGCCAGGAGCUGGAGUGUGCCAGGAAACUCCUGAGGGAAGGGGCAAACGUACAGAAAGGCAAAUCCCUGGAUUCCCCCUUGCACGCGGCAGCAGAGAAGGACUGCACAGCUGUGGUGAAGCUGCUGCUGGAUUUCGGUGCAGAUAUUAACGCCAGAAACACAGAGUUUCAGAGGCCGGUGGAUGUAGCUCCCCCCAGCAGUCUAACAGAGGGCUUCCUGAUGCUUUACGAAGCCACGCCACGCCUGCUGAGCCAGUUGUGUCGUCAGUGCAUCAGAAGCUGUGUUGGCCGGGACAGACUCCAUCUUCUUUCCCACCUUCCUCUUCCUAACAGGCUCAAGACCUACCUGCAGUACCAAUGACCGGAAGAACCAACAAACCUUGUGCCAAAAUGGACUUUAUGAAAGAUACGUUUAACUAAAAAAAGCCGCUAUGAAGGGAUUAUUUAGCCUAGCUACAGAGUAGAAACUGGAUAAGUACCUAGCUGCACUAAAAUCUCUGCUACAGACACACCUCUGCUUAGAACAUUACAUCCACUUUCAUAGAAACUUGGUGCUUUUAUUGAUGCAUCAGAUCGUUCCUUUUCUUGGUGGAAUGACACAACCUUGAUACAUUUCUUAAGCAUGAACUGGGUGCACAAAUUUGUUUUAAUGUGUGUUUUCUCUAAUUUACAGGGUCAAAAUUAUACAUAAAUUAUGCUCAAAGAUAUGAAGUAUUUACAGUGACUCCAAAAUUUGGAUAAACGAAUGUUACAUAGUUGGUUUGAGGUGAAGUUGAAGAACAUCAAGGUCUUCUUUUUUGUUUAACACACCAGUACCACUGGCAGACAAACAGACCCUCAGAAUGAUGCCACCACCACCAUGCUUGAUAGUUUAUACUAUGUUCUUAGGUUUCAAAGCCUCAGCUUAACUCUUCUUUUCACUGUAAUCAAACAGCUCAGUGUCAUAAACCUUUUCUCCACGAGGCAUUUGGCAGCUGCAGAGUUCAGUCCAGCUCGAAGGUGUGGAUUUUGGAGCUGGAACUUCUUGUCAUACUAGUGCUUCAGCAUCUUCCACUUUAUGAUAGGCCUGAGCCUUGUUGAUUCCUGGGUUGUUGUUUUAAUUGUUUAAUACCUUUUUCCAACUUUCAUUGUAUAAUAAUUCAUGGACUGUGGUUUAAAGGACGGUCCAUACAAGUAAACCAACUAAUUUAAAGGAGCUCUUCCAUUUCUAAUUAGAAGAAUGGUUAAAUAGACAUCAAGAAUCAUGCUAAAACCUUGUUAGUUGUGUGUGCUUUCCCUCCAACUUGCUAAGGGACAUUUAUCCAGAUAUUACUGGGUGGGUGUAUAUAUUUAAGCCUGCAUGAACAACUUUGACCCUUAGAGGGUUAGAGAAAAUCCACAACGAAGUCAAAGUUGUGCUCCUAGUUCAUGUUUUUUUAAACCCCUUAAGUUGUUGGUCUACAAAAGAAUUUCACCAAGACAAAUGUUUCUAACACUUAACUAAAAGGUCUAAGUUCCAGUGACAAUCGUGCAAAUAAAGAAUGGGUGUAAACUUCUGACUGGAAGUGUGUGUGUGCAUAUAGUAUACUGUGAGAAAGUUGCUUAUACCAAAUUCUAGGGGUCCCUGCAACGUUUGCGUUAAUCCAACCAGAUGCCCUUAGAAAGUUGAAAUAUUAGUUAAUUUCUGUUCUGCACAUAUUUUUGAUGCCUUGUUAGUUACAGCAGUGAAAAAAACACACAAGCACUUUAUGUUGGAAAAAAAUAUUAUUUUUAAAGUUUUCAAUGUAAAAACACACUGAUGUACGCAUGAAUAAGUUCUCUGUAUUCAACAGGUAAGCACUGAACCCUACAUGAUGGUUUAAAGUUGUUUUUAAGUAUUCCACAUUCAUUAUUUCCUGUUUAUUUGCUUCAGUUAUUACCCUGUAUAUAUUACAGAUUGAAGAAUAAACAUUUAAACUGAA